Messenger RNA from Metopolophium dirhodum (rose-grain aphid), 1751 nucleotides. RefSeq names its product HSPB1-associated protein 1 (gene HSPBAP1). Bases 562 to 1686 code for a protein of 374 amino acids. Lineage: Eukaryota; Metazoa; Arthropoda; Insecta; Hemiptera; Aphididae. The transcript has 8 exons. The record is from RefSeq and is a predicted model, not a curated record. Gene Ontology annotation, molecular function: 2-oxoglutarate-dependent dioxygenase activity.
AAAUGGAGUUAAAUUAUUAUCACUAUGUGAUAUUGUGAUAGCAUCAUUGUUCCAUGGUAGCAUUAUUAUAAUCUGUGGUAGUAGCAUCACACAACGUGGUAAUAGUAGGCCAAAUUCAAAAUAUAUCAUCAGUUCUGUUAUCAAUUAUUGAAAACUGAUUCGGGAAUUCCGGAUAUUCAUUAUUUCAUUCAGAAUUCACUACUCACCAAUAUUUCGUUCUUUGUUGUUUCAUUUUGUUUUGAAGUCUUUUCAUCUUUUGACAUUUGUGUAUACUGUAUUCUAAUUUCUAGAAUUCUAGAUCCGGUUGACAGAAUAGUUUUUGUAAAACUAAUGACAAUCUACUUCAAUCACUACCUAUCGAUCAAAUCACUAUAUUAGAAUGAGCGAAAUUUCGAUUUAUUUACCAAACUAUAAGUUUUCAUAAAAAUAUAAGAUUCUAAUUAUAAAAAAAUACACCAAGCUGUAUUGAAUAUCAUUAAAAAAAACCAAUUACCAAAGGUGAAAGGUAUACUUAUCUAUGAUAAAAACUAUCGCACAAUUGCAGUCUACAUAAAUACAACUAUGGAUAACAUUAAAAAUAUUAUCGAAUCAUCUCGAGUUCCGAUUAUUUUCCAUGAUAUGUUAGAUGAUUGGGAACUGUUUAAAUGGAAUUUAGACAAAUGGAACAAUAUAUUUCAACACCAGUCAUUAGACUGUAGAAAAGGAAAAAUUACGUGUACUAAAGAACCUUUAUGGGAAAGUAAAUGCUUGCAUGAAAGUCAUUCGUUUAGCGAAGUUAUAAACAUGUCAAAUGAUAUUGAGAAAAGUGGAAAUUGGUUAUAUUUUGAUUAUAAACACAUUGGAGAAACAGUUGAUGAAAAUAUAUUCAAAUCCAUAUCAUGGAAAAAGUUUGGUUACGAAAAUUUAGGUCCAAAAGAUUCAACUUUGUGGAUUGGAAGUAUUGGUGCACAUACACCAUGUCAUCAAGACUUAUAUGGUAUUAAUUUAGUGGCUCAAGUUCAUGGAAAAAAACGUUGGAUUCUAAUGCCGCCUGAAAUGGGAAAAUAUUUGAAGCCAUCUAGAGUUCCUUAUGAAGAGUCUAGCUGUUAUAGCAAAAUUAACUUUUCAUGUCCUGACAAUGUUAAAGAUAUUGAUGAUGCUUGUAGAUGUGUGGCAGUGGUUUUAUCACCAGGCGAUGUACUAUUAGUCCCACAUAAAUGGUGGCAUUAUGUUGAAAACUUAACAACUGCUGUUAGUAUUAAUACUUGGAUACAGACUCCUAAAUAUGACAACAUGGCUCGGUUAAAUGAGUCUGUGGUUCGUUUUAUGGCGAGCAGUAUAUGUACUGGUGUGCCUAAGAAUAUUCAAUCUAGAUUACUAAAUCCGAAUGAAAUAUUUUCACCAUCCAUGAUUGUGGAGUCAAUUAAUUUUAUCGACCAAAGCAUUAAAAUGAUAAAAAACGAAGAAGAUACAGCAGAUUCGAAAGAACCAGAUUCAACUUCACUCAUGAAAUAUCAGUAUAAAACCUGUGAACCAGAACAAUGUUUGUCUAAAGUAGAGCUUGACACAAAAUAUCACAGACAUAACCAUACUUCAAGUUCUUUAAAAUCAGAUUUAAAUAAUGAUAUAAGUCAUAGAUUAUUAGAUUCGUUAUGUAAUGAAAAUGUUAUAAAUCAAAUUGUUAGUAAUUUAAUUAAAAUAGACUAAAAACUUUUAUCUAGUACAAUAAUUUGAAAAAGGAUAAAAAAAAUAAAUAAUAUUUUUAAACAACA